Messenger RNA from Neoarius graeffei (lesser salmon catfish), 2092 nucleotides. It is a transcript of the gene ccdc77, whose product is annotated as coiled-coil domain containing 77. NCBI's taxonomy places the organism in Eukaryota, Metazoa, Chordata, Actinopteri, Siluriformes, Ariidae. The record is from RefSeq and is a predicted model, not a curated record. The transcript has 12 exons. Gene Ontology annotation, cellular component: centrosome. The coding region runs from base 340 to 1779 and encodes 479 amino acids.
ACGGGGAGGGAUCGGGAAAUGACCUCGGGUCCCCGGAUUUAUGAUAUGGCGCCCACAGUCAUUUGGUUUUGAUUAUUUCUGCUUGAAUAAAAAUGUAUUAGUAGUAAAUGCAUGGCUACGCAUCUAGGUUGAUAAUAUAUAAAAAACAAAUCGGUCUGUUUAAACUUCCCGUCACUGGGCUGCGUCACUUCCGCCUGGCAACCGCGCGGUGUUUAACAAGGAGACGCUGUUGUUUACUUCAAGACUUAAUUUAAUGCAUCUUUGCAGAUAUUCCUUAUAUCUGCACUCUGUUUAUGGUAUUUCAGUGUAAUUUCCUGAUUAAUAGUAAUAAGAAGCGUGAUGGAUUUUUCACCAACGCGGCAGCGUAUCAGAGAAGGGAUUAGCUGUGAGUCCAAGGAUGAGACAGACUCCCCGCUGCCGCCCAUCUCUGAGCGCUUAGCUUAUCUGAGGCCAUCUCGUGAGCUUCUGGAGUUUUACAGACAGAAAGUGGCUCAAUUUGAUGCAGAACAUGAUGACCUAUUGCAGCUGCUUGAGAAGUAUAAGAGCACUACAGAGGACCAGCACAAGCUGCAGUGGGAAGUGCGUCAGCGGGAAGAGGAGAUCGCAGAACUGCAGAAGGCUCUGAGUGAUAUGCAGGUUUACCUCUUCCAGGAGCGAGAACAGGCUCUUCGGCUGUAUGCUGAGAAUGACCGCCUUAAGAUCAAAGAGCUUGAAGACCGGAAGAAGAUUCAGCACCUUUUAGUGCUGGUGGGCCCAGAUGCAGGCGAGAUCACUUAUUUUCACAGAGAGCCUCCACACAAGGUCACUAUUCCACAAAAGAAAGUCCAACCCAGAACCCAGCAGACAAAACCAAGGCACGGCUCAUCAAAAGAAGGGGGUAAGAGACCGUCAAAAAGUGGAGGAGAUGACACAAACUCUGAGCAGUACAAGAAAGAUAACCAGACACUUUUACUACAGGUGGAGGCACUGCAGGCACAGCUAGAAGAGCAGACGCGCCUGGCUAAAGAGCAGCUGGAGUCCUUACUGGAGGACAGACGAAUUCACAUAGAGGAGGGACAGGUCCAGCGUCAGAGAGACCAGGAGAGAAUCGCUGCAUUAACGGAGAAACUCCAGCGCACACAGAACUUGCUCUAUGAGAGCACCAGAGACUUUCUGCAGCUGAAGUUUGAAAGUCGAGCCCAUGAGAAGAGCUGGAUGGUGGAGAAGGACAGACUUCUGAGAGAGAUGGACUCGUGUCAGGAGAGGUUGAGGGAGAGGCACAGCUUCCAAGAGCAGCCAGGAGCCUUCACAAGCCCAUUACAUUUCACCCAACCAACUCCAGAGAGCAGCCAGAUGCAUCGUGACCAGAUCAGAGUGCUACAAGAGGAGUUGAAGCAAGCCCAUAAACUAGCAGACAUGUACAGAGAGCAGUGUGUCAGUCUGGAGACUGAUCUGGCGCAGAUCCGAGAGGAGGGAGACGUAGGCAGAGAGAUCUUCAAGGAGCGCUCAGACAAGAUGGCCAAGCGUCUCCACUUAAUGACUCAGCGUUAUGAAGCUCUGGAAAAGAGGAGAUCCAUGGAGGUGGAAGGCUUUAAGACUGACAUCAAACAGCUGCGACAGAAACUCAAAGAUGUGGAGAAGCAACUCUUUAAGGUGACCCUUAACGUGGGGCCGGAUCAGGACUUGGCCAUUCUACAUGAAGUUCGACAGUCAAACGCCCGCACCAAGAAAAUCCAGGAUGAAUUAAAAAGCCUAAAAGCAAAGAUAUAUGGACUGGAGAAUGAACUGAGAUUCAGCUGAAUUUUAAAAUCUUGCUCUUUUUGAGCCUUUGCAGUGCAGCCAAUAUAAAAUUUCACCAAGAAAGUCCCACUAGGGGUGAGUUAAUCGGUUAUAUUGAUCAGCUGACUGAUUUAUGAUGGACUGGUUCAUUAUUCAAUAUCAUUGCGUAACAUUUGACACAAACUAUAGUGAUGCAGAAGAAAGGAUUUGUGGAGUCCUUUCCAUGUGCAAAUUCUACCAGCAUUAGCAAUAAUGGUGCAUUGUGGAUUUUUCAGAUACAAGUCAUUUUUGGUAACUUAUUUUUAAGUGAAUUAAUAAAUGGAAUGGCUUUGCA